AAGUUAGAACUGAAACCCUUGAAUCCAUGCUUCUUUUUCAUAAAGCUACUGUGUAUAAAUAAAUUCUCAUUUUGCUCGAAAGAGGGUGAAGAAAAGAAAAAAGAAAAGAAAAAUGGAUUACCAUUACCUUCUGUUUGCUUGUUUCCUGUGUUCUUGUGUUCCCUCUGUUUCUUUUGCACAGCCAUAUAAAGCUGUGAGUUUGGGGAACUGGCUUGUCAUAGAAGGCUGGAUGAAACCUUCACUCUUUGAUCAUAUCCCUAACAAAGAUCUUUUGGAUGGAACCCAAGUGCAAUUCAUGUCCACAAAGCUGCAAAAAUUUCUCUGCUCAGAAAAUGGAGGUGGAAGCAUUCUUGUAGCCAACCGAUCCUCAGCCUCUGGCUGGGAAACUUUCAGAUUGUGGAGGAUCAAUGAGACAUUUUUCAAUUUGAGAGCUUUCAACAAACAGUUCGUGGGUCUGGAAAGUGAAGGAAACCAAGUCACAGCAGUUUCAAAUACAACAGGAGACCGACAAACAAUUCAGAUCAUAAGGAACAAUGGCGAUCCUAAUCGAGUUCGCCUCCAAGCAUCGAAUGGCCAAUUCCUUCAGGCACAAUCAGAAACGUUGGUGACUGCAGAUUAUGGAGGCUCUGCUUGGGAAGACAGUGAUCCAACCAUCUUUAAAAUGAUCAUUCUCGCUGACAGGACCUUACGUGGUGAAUACCAAAUUACAAAUGGCUAUGGCCCAGAAAAAGCUCACAAGGUCUUGCAGGAUCAUCGGAAUUCUUACAUAACUGAAAAGGACUUCAGAUUCAUGUCAGCAAAUGGUCUUAAUGCUGUCAGAGUUCCAGUUGGAUGGUGGAUAGCUAGUGAUCCCACACCAAAGCCUUUUGUACAUGGCUCCUUGGAAGCCUUAGACAAAGCUUUUACAUGGGCAGAGAAGUAUGGAAUGAAGGUAAUAGUGGAUUUACAUGCGAUUCGAGCUUCACAAAAUGGCAAUGAGCACAGCGGAGCGCGAGAUGGAUAUCAGGAAUGGGGAGAUUCCAAUAUUCAGGAAACUGUAGCUGUAAUAGACUUCAUUGCAGCAAGAUAUGCAGAGAAUCCAAGUCUUGCAGCAAUUGAGUUGAUGAAUGAACCUAUGGCCCCAGGCAUCAAUCUGGACAUCCUUAAGAAGUAUUACCAAGCAGGCUAUAAUGCUGUAAGGAAGCACACACAAAGUGCUUAUGUGAUCCUUUCAAACAGGCUAGGACCUGCAGAUGCAAAGGAACUGCUCUCGUUUGCGAGCACCCUCAAUCGUGUAGCCAUCGAUGUGCAUUACUACAACCUCUUUUCAGAUUCAUUCAACAACAUGAAUCCGCAACAGAACAUUGAUUUCGUCUAUAAUCAGCGGGCUGGUGAUCUCAGUGCUGUGACCAAUGCAAAUGGUCCCCUGAGUUUUGUUGGGGAAUGGACUGGAGAAUGGGCAUUGAAGGGAGCAUCAAAAGAAGAUUAUAAAAAAUUUGCUAAAGCUCAAGAGGAAGUUUAUGGGCGUGCCACGUUUGGAUGGGCGUAUUGGGCUUAUAAGUGUGAAGAUCACAAAUGGAGCCUCAAGUGGAUGAUCCGGAACAACUAUAUAAAGCUUUAGAUUUCCAACAUGUGUAGUUGCUACUUGUUCAUUACCAACAACUGGCUUAUGCUUCCUGCAAGCCCACCAAAAUGAUGUGUAUUUCCUUUGAUGUUGGCUAGUUUUCAAGAAGGAAAAUACGGUUUACCUCUCUUAUCUUCA
Messenger RNA from Manihot esculenta (cassava), 1741 nucleotides. RefSeq names its product probable glucan 1,3-beta-glucosidase A. The record is from RefSeq and is a predicted model, not a curated record. NCBI's taxonomy places the organism in Eukaryota, Viridiplantae, Streptophyta, Magnoliopsida, Malpighiales, Euphorbiaceae. The transcript has 8 exons. Gene Ontology annotation, molecular function: hydrolase activity, hydrolyzing O-glycosyl compounds; actin filament binding. Gene Ontology annotation, cellular component: actin cytoskeleton; cytoplasm. Bases 113 to 1600 code for a protein of 495 amino acids. Gene Ontology annotation, biological process: cell migration; actin filament bundle assembly; establishment or maintenance of cell polarity.